UUUUUUUUUCCCCUCCUCCUCUUUCCAAAGAUAAAGGAACUAAUACCUGAUCCCAAACUGUAAAUCUUGCCUUUUCCCCUUUCUGUCAUUUUCUCUACAGGAGUGUAUUUCUACUUUUAGCUGAAAUAAACAUCUUACUUAGAAGAUUAACAAAGACAAUUCCCUUAUGGUGGGACCUGCCUUUUUCAAGUUAUUCUGAUGCUACUGCUCUGUUUUUGAUGAGUCCACUAUCUGGAAGUUGAGUAUUAUGAAACAUAAUUGAUGGACUUUGAUGGAUUUUCUUUUCUGUGUGUAUGAUUUUUUUUUAAAUCCAAAUAUGCAGAAUAAUAAACAAACUGGAUAAACUGUCUUGAAUUUUUUAUAUGCUACUGUAGUCAAGAAAAUAACACUGCUAGGAUUUUCUUUACUGUGUUGCUAAUGAUGUUUGGAUGUCCAAAACUUCACCUUCCUGGAAGGGUGGUGAUAGGUUUUUAUUUUGCUUUCAGAAUUUAAACCAAAGAAAAAUGUAAAGCUGUCAGACAUAAUAAAUAUCUAUACUCUGGAGUAUAGUGAUGGUCAAAUAUUUUUAAUUUUAAUGUGUCUAUUUAGGAAUAUAUUUAUUUUGAUACUAAAUUAUGUAUCAUCUAUAUAGAGGAGAGAAGAGUGCAGUGAAAUAAUAAACAAAAAAUAUGAGCAGCUUUAAUAUGAAGAAUGCUACGCACUAAGGCCAAGGUAAAUUAGCAGAGUCCUCCUUGCAGCCUUUGUCUUAGUUUCUGGUGUGACAGGAGGAUAUUAACUGCUGAUAAAAUCAGGGUAGGAAAGCAGUGCUUCCAUUAAAAUGUUACGGCUUUGGAUAUUGAAGCAGACCUUACUUUUUCCUCUUUUUCCAGCAUCAAGAAAGUGAUCCAUAUCUUAUUUGUUUGAAAACCAUUAGUCACGAUUCUAGAGAUAUAGCUAAUUACUUUUAACUAAAAAUAAUAUUUUUGAUAAAGCUGUGCUGUUUCUCCUGGGAAUUGUUUUAAACUUCCUACAUGCCUACUACCAAUUUUCUGCAAUACAGCUUGGGAGGAAUUUGUGCUGCACUGUUCAAUAGCAACAGGUCUGAAGAGUAUCAUGGAUGAAAUUCUCAAGGGUCUUUAUGUCAUGGUUGGAAAUGGAAUCAUUACUGUAUUUUUGAACUCCUGCUAACGUCAUUGACACCCACCUACAGUCUACUAGAAAUAUAAGUGCAGAGAUCAGGUUGUUCACAGAUUACGAGGAGACCAACCAAGAAGGGGCAAGCCAACGCCAAAUUCCCUGUGACAGCUCUGUAGGAUUUAAGGAGUCUGUCUGUCCUUACAGACAGUCUGUUCAUCUCCAGCAUGAGGAAAAUGCUGCUCCUGGGUCUGUAUGUAGUAUUGGCUGUGAGAGGACUGGCAAAGGGUGCUCCUUCCCAACCAGAAGAGAAAUGGAAGCCUCUUGAUAACCCCAGAAACAGAGACCUGUUUUUCAGAACGCUCCAGGCUUACUUCUCGGGCAGGGGUCUCGAUCUCAGGAAGUUCCCUGCUACUUUCACUGUGAACAAUGAAGGACCAAGGCCUCUUGUGUUCUACUCAGAUCCUAUUGCUUCUGCAUUUGCAGAUUAUGAAGAAAGGAAAAAAUCUUUUCAGAACUAUUUCAAAGGCUGAAAGAUUCUGCUGAUGAAGGUGUUAACUUCAGAACUCCAUACCAAGUGGAAACCUUCACAGCAAAUGUUACUGCUUUGACUUUUAAACUGUUACUUGAAAAUUCAAAAUUUUAUUCAUUGUCACCUUUUCUGCCAAUGGAAUCUGGUGUCCUGCUGUAAUGAGCAUUAUUCUGUCUAUUGACAAACGUGUGCUCUUCAGCUGCUGCGGUUUGUGAGCAGAAUUGUGCUUAAGUGUGAAUAAAUGAGGAGUGCAACAGCAUGCAUCUAA
Catharus ustulatus (Swainson's thrush) is the source of this 1913-nucleotide messenger RNA. It is a transcript of the gene C7H2orf66, whose product is annotated as chromosome 7 C2orf66 homolog. The transcript is spliced from 4 exons. The record is from RefSeq and is a predicted model, not a curated record. The coding region runs from base 1341 to 1646 and encodes 101 amino acids. NCBI's taxonomy places the organism in Eukaryota, Metazoa, Chordata, Aves, Passeriformes, Turdidae.